This is a messenger RNA of Spirometra erinaceieuropaei, 8899 nucleotides long. NCBI's taxonomy places the organism in Eukaryota, Metazoa, Platyhelminthes, Cestoda, Diphyllobothriidea, Diphyllobothriidae. The record is from the annotation of a GenBank genome assembly.
AUGACGGUCGAUGGCAGCUGUUUUCUAACGUCGGUUACUCUGAAGUUCCUUGAUCCCGGCGCUAACUGUCCCAGGGUGAGUUUCUGCAUGUUGUCUUAGUGUGACUGAGGUAGCGACGAUAUCGUCCCUUCGCAGGGUUUCUCAGUACUGUCCCAGAUACUCAUGAUCUAUUCAACCCAAUAUUUGAAAUCAAAAACGUUCUUUGGGAAAGGGAGAAAACUUUAUUAAGUAAAUUUUCGACGUCGGUUCCACGUGUCGUCGUCAGACUAGAGUAAAUGUGCAGAAAACAAUUAAAAUUUCAAACGUGCUACAAAAUCAAUACUCAUUUGGUGCCUCAGCUAGUAAGCUGCCGUCGUAUGUGUCAGUCCGUAUUGAUCGGCUUUCGUCUCUUCCACUUUUCUCUGAAAUUCUUGUACGUGGCAUCUAACUCGAUAUGCCUGUUGAUGCAUGACUCAUCGGAGUGCAUGGCUUCAAGAAACUCUCGGCCUUUUUUAGAUGGGCAAACUCCGACGAUGCGAGUUUUGUCCCAUGCGAAAUUGUGUCCAGUAUCAAGAGUGUGCAUGGCCAUUUGAGACAAGUGGUCUCGCCUCUUAACUGCUAGUUGAUGUUCGUGGAUGCGUGUAGAGGCAAAUUUUCCCGUUUGGCCACAAUAUACGGCAUCACAGGCCUCGCAUGGGAUCUUAUAGACGACUUCUUUUUUAUCGAGAUAGCCAACCCUAUCCUUAGGGUGUACAAGCUGGGUGCGUAAAGUAGUCGUCGGCUUGUACGCCACUUUUAUCUGGUGUUUUCUCAAGUGUCUUUCAACAAGUUCAGACACAUUCCUGAUGUAAGGAAGGAUUCGCCAAGUGUUUGCUUUGGGCGCCUGAUUGGAACUAUCUAGUUCCUUUGUUUUUAUCUCUUGUUGUUUCAUGCAUCGACGUACGAAAUCCCUCGGGUAUCCGUUCUGGGAAAAUAAUUCAAAUAGGUAGUUUAGUUCAACUUUGUAGCUUUCUUCGUCAGAGCAAUGUGUUUUUGCUCGAUGUAUCAGGCUUUUGACAGUACUCCGCUUGUGAGAGAUCGGACUGUUGCUCUUAUAGUGUAGAAUUAUUUCUGCAUAUGUUUCUUUGCGGUAAACGGAGGUGUGUAAUGUUCCGUCAGUCUUACGCUGUACGAGAACAUCUAGAAAUGGGAGUUUAUUGUCAAGUUCUUUUUCCAACGUGAAUUUAAUUCCCGGAACGGUUGAAUUGAUUGUGUUGUGGAGUAUUUCUAGCUGAUCCGUUUUAACGACGACAAACGUGUCGUCUACAUAUCGUACCCAUAAUUAGGGUUAACUAAUGGAAGAGCCACCGAUUCCAAUUUCUGCAUUGUCACCUCGGCAAGAAAGCCAUAUAUGGGUGAUCCCAUUGGAGCACCUUUUAGUUGUUGAUAAUAUUGGUGAUCGAAUGAAAAAUUGGUUUCUAAGCAAAGGUCCAUAAGUUCAAGUAAGGCAGAUGGGGGAACAUCCGUGUCAUAGGACUUUAGGAGUUCAUCUGUGCAUUGCCUUGCGAAAUCUAAUGAUAUGGAAGUGAACAAAGAAACCACAUCAAAGGAGACCAUUAUCUCAUCCGCGGAAAUUGUGAUGUCUCUCAGUUUCUCUGGAAACUCCAUGGAAUUCUGAAUGGAAGUGGCACAAUCUCUCGUAAGUGGAUGAAGUUGGUGGAAUAGCCACUUAGAAAUUUUGUAAUUGGGCGCACCGAUUAAUGAUACUAUCGGUCGCAGUGGUACCUCAGGUUUGUGAACUUUCGGCAAUCCGUAGAUCUUGGCGAUGGUUGGUUCGGAUUGUCUCAGAGAUUUUGCAAUAUCUCCUGGCAGUUUUUUCGUUCCCGUGGCCGUCAUAUUUGCCUCGGCAAGUCCAAUCUGAAACUUCAGGAAUUCAGUGAGUUCUUUUAACACUAAGAGAUAUUUAGACUGUCUAAUUUCUGUCAGUCUUCCCCUGUUACGCUUGAAAGGCCGGAUCGACAAACACGUGUUUUUGUGAUUUCAUCGCCAAGCCGCUGAAAUUACACGGCGGAUGAAUUUGUGUGCCGUAGACAGGUUUUGAGUGUCUCAGGAGCUAGUCACGCUCGUGCUCACCCAGAUUGCAUGACGAGGUCGGCUUGCUGUGGUCAGUGGGUCUGAGGGAGUUGGAGUAGGGUGUGAAAAAUGUCCAUAUUUUGAACACAGGGAGCGCGCGUGACUGUUCGUUGGGAGUUGGAGCGGCUUUCGAUCACUACCACGAGUCGACGAUGGCCACGGAUGACAGAGCAUCUGCACCAACUUCUUCUGAAAAACAAAGCGCUGGGUUCGCUGGCUGGAAUUGAUGAAUUCUUACCUCCACCCAGCCACCCACCCAUCGGUCGCAUACUCCCUUUCCCAGACGCCUCGUUAGACUGCCCCUCUGUCUUGCUCUAGAGCAGAAAGCGAAUUAACAAAUGCAUAACAAUGUGGCCCGCAACGGUAGCCGGCCCUUUCGAGGAGUAGGCGGAAGUCCUCCGCGGGCGGAGCCCUCCUGAUAGCUGUCUUCAGGCAUCGUCUUGAUAAUUCGUUUGCAACGUCUCCUAGAAAAGGGAGUCUUUGAAAUAAGUCUCUCUUUUCUGCAGUUGCGGUGGUGGGAUGUUUGGCAUGCGAGGUGGGUUCUGAAGUUGCUAGAACUCAGUUUCAACGGGUUCGGGCGAGCAGGUACGUCUCACUCUGGCCUCCGAUUCUUAGACUUCAUUUCGCUUUAGAUUAAGGGAAACGAAAUUGUAAAAAAUUAAUAUACUGUCUCGUCCACGUUUUCUUUCGACUUACCUUGUGCUAAAUAGAUUCAUCCGCCUUUCUGUGUAGAAGGACCUCGAGGAACACGGUUUCGUUAUCCGCCUCAGACUCCGCAGUAAACUUUAACGAGAUAUUCGUCCUGGUAGGAUUCUGGACCUGGGUGCCGAUAUCGGUGGCAUGAGCUGACAGCCAAAUAUCUUCCGCGUACCGGCUGCAGCAGUUGAAUUAAUUAAUAAUGUCCUUUAAACUCGUUUUCACGACCUUUUCCAUAAAAGCAUUUGGGAGAAAUGUCCCAAGUGGUAAACCCAUCGUCAAAUCAUCUACUUGUCUAUAUGAUUGACGGUGGGAGAGAAACUAGGCAUUUUUUAUGCACCAUGUAAAUAAGUAUUUUAUGGUUUCCACUGUCAUGCUUAUCUUGUAGUUUGAUCGUCAAGUAACGUCACAGGUGUAGUUUAAUGAGUCUGCCACGUUUACGUUGAUAGACAGUAACUAUGUAUCUAACGGUGAAAUCCUCCGUCCGCAACGUUUAUAUUCUCGGCAGCGUCGACAAACUCAGAGGUUUCAUUCAAACACUGAGGGCGUGGAUAACUUUGGGGCAACUUUAACUUUUCUACCAGCCAUUUUGUAAUGGCGUGAUAGAACGAAUUUCUCAUACCCGUGAUUGGACGCAGGGCUAGCUCAUAUUUGUGAAUUACCGGAAGGUCGUACGCUCUGUGUAUCGUCCCAGCCGUGAGAUUAGACUUGCGCAGCAUCUUCCGCACUCUCUCCUCCACAACUGAACGCGAUGUCAAAGCACAGGCAAGAAGAGCGGGAACGGGAGACGAUGCAGGUGGCUGGCGCGGUCAGAUCCGCGCCUAGGCGUACCACCACAAUCCCUGCUCUACAACAACCACUCGGCCAGGAUUUCAACCAACAACAAUAGCACCACAACGGGUCAGAAAGAGGAUAAGGAUGACUGGGCAGCCAUGAUCACGACCUGUAUAUCCAGCGGGAGAGCAAGUGCAUCUACUAGGCGGGAACAUGCUAGAGCAUACCAGGCUGCACGAGUCAUGGUUUGCUGAUCAUGACAUAGCAGAUACGUACAUACAGUGGGUGGGCUAACUCAUGAAAUGUCAACCGAAAUUACGAAAUGCUCUUCCGUUUCGAUUUGAGUAAUUAAGUAGAGUUGUAAAACUAAUAAUUGUGCAGUAUAACUCUAGAAUAAUCCAGUAACUUCAAGAUGCCGGCUUUCGAACGAACUUCCUUCCGGCUGCAAGCAAAAACUAUACUCUGCAAACAAUGACUAUUUAUGUAGCACUCAUUUAUCUCAUUGAUUUUCGAUACCCUUAAAAAUUCAAUUAUAUUUCAUGGAAAACAUGCAUAGAAUGUUCAUUCUUUUGUUCAUUCAGUAGAUAAUUACGUGUUCUCCCAAUUUUAUAUUCGAAGGAAGGGUAUGAUUCUGUGUUAGAAAAGUUUCUAAUUGUGAGAUUUUUUAAUAUCGUGAAAUGUUCGUUCAUAAAUCGUUAUGUCUCUGCAUUUACCAUCGUGGCUUGUAAAGUCAACAAUAUGGCUCAAACCCACUGCUAAAUUUUAUGAACACCAUAUUGUGUCCUCUUAAUACCGCAAAGAAAUGUAUGGUUUUCCGUAUGCUGAAAAUAUCCGGCUUGUAGUUUGGGAACCCUGAAUGCAAGUGUAACGAUAGCUCGGAUUCAAAAUUAUUCGGGAACUGGACACGUUUUUGGAAACCGAUUUAUACCCUUUCUUCCUGUAUGAGAUUGGGAGAAGACGUAAUUUUCUACCCAACGAGUAAGAGUAUGAAUAUUUUUAUGCAUGUUUUCCACGAAAUAUAAUUGGAUUUUUAAGGGCAUCGAAAAUCAGUGAGAAAAAUGCAUGCCACAUAAGUAGCCAUAUUUUGCAGAGUAUAGUUUUUGCAGGUAGCCGGGAAGGAGUUUAUUCGAAAGCCAGCACUCCGAGUUAACUGAAUUAUUAUAGAAUUAUGCUGCACACUGAUUAUUUUUACAACCCUACCUAAUUAAUUUUUUCCAAACGAGAACGCAUUUCGAAAUUUCGAUUGGCAUUUCAUGUGUUUGACCACUUACUGUACCUUGGCCGCCCAUACUUGAACAUAAACUGAUCGUGGGGCGGGAUGUCAGAUUAUGGCAAAUUGCUCCCCGCACCUACGCAACGGGCCACGAAGAUAAUCACCCACUGCAUGCGCAAGAAAAGUCGCGAUAUGAUCGAAGCCUGGGCCUCACAUGUGAACUCCGUUGAUAGAUGCAUCGGUCUGGCGCCGGCGUACAGUGUCCUGCGCAGUUACCUCCAGAGUGGCGUCAAUGAUGUUUGAUUGGCUCAUACCCGCGACAACUCUUGCUUGUCCUGUUACCGUUUUUGUCUCUGACAAUGGACUCCCAUGCGAGCUCGAAACCUCAGAAGAAUAAGGAAAUCGUCCCGUCAAUCGAACAUCCACCAUCUACCCUACUUUUGAAUUCACCUGGAAUGCGAAGUCUCGCCUCAGUUCGUGAAAAGACCAUCUCUGCAGAGAUUUUAGAGAACUUUCUUUGACCGACCCUCGACGGCGUCGGCGCGAUCCCUGAGUUUCUUGGAUUUUGUAAAUUUGACGCGAUCCGACAAUAUUUCUUUUGGUUCCGUACAUAGUACGUUUUAUCCAUUAGUACCGGCCUUCAACGAUUGUCCGGCCUGGUUACCAUUGAAUUUUUGCUUUCGCUUAAUUCCCUGGGAUCUUUAAAAUAUGUCCAUUCCAGGGGACCUUUGUUUCUUAGAAUCCCCCUGAAAUACUGUUGACAGCACUUCGCUGGGGUCCAUUUUUUCCCGAUUCGACGAAAACUUGAGUGUCUCGAAAGCAAAAUUUCACACGCGGUGCUAAGUUUUCUUUGUUAUUUCUAGGUCAAUUCAUACAGUUCCCAAAUUUCUUGUUUUUGUGUCAUUCUUAGUGCAUCUAAACGUUUGCUAACAGUGGAUCUAUCAACUCCUAAUAUUUCUGACAUUCUUUAAAAGUUUUACAUGGAUCGCGGUCGACUAACCUUCCCAGUUCUUCUUUGAUUUGUUCCGACUGUCCUCAAAUUUCCUUAUUUUCUCUGCCACUUGCUGUUGACACUUAACAGUAUCAAGCGAAUAAUUUCAGAAAUUAUUCAAUGAAGGAUAUGGAGUUAAGUCUCCGGGACAUGACUUUUAGAAUCAGACCCGAGAUUUCAAUGAAGAUUCGAGUCGAAGACCAUCAACGACUGUGGAAUAACCACGUAAUGCCCGUUCUGAAAAGCAGUAGCACUACGAGCAGUAUAAUACUUUUGCCACUUAAAAGUAUGUUGGUGAUUCUGUUUUAGAUAAUCAAGGUUUCUAUGAAAGGACACGUAACCAUCUGCGAUAGGUCUGCGAUGUGUCGCUUUCACGCAAUUCUGAACGUCUCGGAUGACAAUGGAUGACGGAUGAGUAGCAAACACAUGCGGCAAGGCCUUUUACUCAGAUACCCAGGGGGCAAUUGGAUCCAGAUCGAAAGUUCACACUUUCUCAAAUGGAGUUGUAUACUGGUGAUCUAUGCCAGGCGUAUAUUCUUAUUGACCGAACUGGGAAAGACUCGGCGCCUCGAUGGGAUCCAAACCCAUGACAGCCAGGGAAGGGCUUCAGUACAGCCAAGGCUCUAGCCACCUGAGCUACGCGGUCUCACGACGGGACGUGAAUCUUAUCACAUUUGGGUCAAGUUACCCGCCCCACCUACUGGAACGUCUGGAAUCCACCAAAUCUGAUACUGUUAGCUGACUGUCCAAACGGGAUUCCCUAAGUAAUCCAUCUAGAAUCCGCAAGAUGACUACCAGGCUCAGGUAAUAAGUAGGUGUUUUAACAGAUUUUCAAUAGUUCAUCCUGACUGGUGGGGCCUCGCAGCUUAGGUGGCUAGAGCGUUGGGUGUACUAAAGCCGUCCUCUUGCUGUCGUGGGUUAGAAUCUCACCGCGUCAACGAGUUUUUCACGGUUGAGUCAAUAAGAAUUAUUCAAAAUCUUGAAAAGUCAGGUUGGCAAAAACGUGUUUUCGGUAAUUCUUCGUCAGGCCAAUACAGUUACAUGAAGGAAUGAAAAUGUACAACAUUAACGGUGUUUAUAGGUGUCUCAAGGACUAUUAAGUAAUUAACACUCAUGUUUCCCAAGUCGUCCGCAUGACGAGGUCGGCGGGUUUUGGUUCUUAGAGCUAGGGGAGGGGGGUAAGAGAGUCUUUGAGUGAUGUUCUUGGAUUGAGUACACGGGGUAUCCAUCACUGUACUUUGGGAAUUGAGGCUGCAUGUCAUCAUCACUUGAGGUUGGCGCUGGCCACUGCAGAGAGCGCUUGUGUCAGGGUUUUCGGACAGCAUAACACCGAAUUCGCUAGCCGUAUAGACAUUGCCUCGGCCGUUGCUAGUAUCCGUUGGCGCAUGCCUUUAGAGAAGCUUGUUGGUGUCCGAUAGACAACCUGAAAUGCUUCCUUGGCAUCGACUCAGUGAUUCAUAUCGAUAAAAUGUUCGAGAAUAGAACUCGAAAUCGACCGGGUCUCACCUCUGUCCAGCCAGGCGGGCAUAUGUUCACGCAACCUCCUUACCAGGUGUCUCGUUGUGUGGCCGAUGUAUCCCGCUCCACAGGAGCAAUUGAAUGAGUAAAUGCACAUUUAUGUGGCCUCCAGCGGUAGUCUGCCUUUACCUCCCAAACGUAGGAGAGGAGAGUUUGUGAAGCAUACGCGUAAAUUCGCCGCGGGGAACGCUCUCGUGAUAGCUGUAGUUAAGCGCCGUCUGACUAGUUCGAUCGCUGUGUCUCCUGCAAAAGGCAUUCUUAUGAAUACAUCUUUCUUUUCUGCAGUCGCAACAGUGGGCCUUGCAAUGCGUUCCCCAAUAUUUCGGAGGAUAAAUCUAUCUGGGUAUCCGUUCUCCCAAAGUGUGUUCCGCAGCUGUUGGAGCUCUGCUUCAAUAGCUUCAGGUGAGCAGAUGCGCCUCACUCUAGCUGCCAAUUCCUGGACUAGAUUUCAUUCGAUGUUGAGGGGAACAAAACUGAGGAAAUUAACGCAUUUUACCGUCCAGGUUUUCUUUCGGAACACCCUGCGCUGCAUAGACCCAUUCGCCUGCCUGUGCAGAAGGACAUCGAGAAACGCAAUUUCGUUAUCUGCCUCAGACUUGGCAGUGAACUUUACCGAGGGGUGCGCACUGUUGAACUUUUGGACAAGGUCGUCGAUAUCGGCGGUACCAUUUGCAAGGAACGGUCCAAGAGGUGAGCCCAUUGCCACGCCAUCUAUCUGUCCGUAUAGUUGACUAUUGCACAGAAACUGUACAUGUUGUGUGCAACGCGCCAGUAGUUCUUUUAGCGUUUUUACUGGCAUGCCAAAACAUCUACCAGACGUCCACGAAUGGCACAGCUUCCUCUCCUAUCUCAAGAGCCUUCCUUGUGGGCUGUUCCGAGCCAUUGUUGUUUUGUGCUUCUGCAUGACGCUCAAACUGACGGCAUUUCCCGGAACUUCGAACAUUCCAAAUGACUGUGGCGAACGCGUUACGGGGGGGGGGAGGUAGGGAAAGUACCCUAGCUCCUGCUGCCUGUCUGAGAGUUUCGAGUGAAUACCUUGUCCGCCGGGGGCUUCAAUUAAAUUUGCUGGCUGCCUUCUCUCGUUCUGCUUCCCCCUCCUCUACCCAAUGCCCUGGCUAACUGACCCUGUUCUUGGCUUUGCUUUCACCGACUGCCAACUCUUGCACCUACCGCGUGCGUUUCCUACUCUUCCUCACCUCACUCACGUCAUAACGCUUUAUCAAAGUGUACCACACCUGGACGGAGAUCCGUGAGGCUACAGCAUGCUCACGCCUGACAAUCACUUCUGUAACUUUAUUUGAAUGCCAGUGAAGUCACAUUUAGCCUCGGGAAAAUGAUGUUUGUUAAAGUAAUUUGCUCUUUUUCCUCAGUGUUGCAAGGGUGAAUAUGGGCGCUAGAACUUCUAUAUUGGCAUAGGACAGAGGCAAGCAUACAUACCGUCUCCGCCGACUGUUUCGUGACAGUGUGGAAGGUUGGUGUAUGGAGACAAGCCUUAUGUCCAUAGGGACAGGUUUUUAAACGAAGAAGAGGAUGAGGAUGAGGAGGAGGAGGAGGAGGAGGAGGAGGAGGAGGAGGAGAGGGAGGAGGAGGAGGAGGGGGAGGAGGAGGCUGGGUGA